AUGUUUCAAAAUAUAAACAUAAUGUUAAUAUCAGAUUAUAUAAUCCAACUGAGACACCAAACUCAUCCCUGUACUGGAAUCGUGCCCUGUCAAUCAUACAGCAUGUCUCUCACACUUAUAGCCGUUAUUCCACUUCUGACCACACAGUUGUUGUGCGCUUGCGCAUUUGACGUUUUCACUGGAAACGACGCAGAUAAGGACAGAGCGGACUUUUUACCAGAAAACAGUUACCAAUCUCGCCUGAGAGAGGCGGGCGCUUAUAACUCUUUAAACACACUGAUUGCUCGCUAUAUCAACAGACUACAAGGAGAGGAGAUGGCACGAGAAAGAGAACUACUGAAUGAGUUUUAUCCAAAAUUAGUUAUGCCUUAUCCAGAAGAUUUUUCAUCGAAGCAAGACGUUAUCGGACAUAGACAGGAGAAGAGGAAAGUGUUUUGGCAACCGUUGGGAUAUGGGGGAUCUAGUUCCGGUGCAGACAGCGACACAUCAUCGACUAACGGUCGACAAAUGUUCCGUUAUGGCAAAUAGAAUACUAUCUUCAGACGUUGUUUAUGAAUGCAUACGAAUGGAAUGCAUCGGUUAAUAAUGCACAUAUAAUAUCAUGCUUUAUAACUGUUACAAUAUAACAUGAUAAUUGCCACAGAACGACACAUUCUUCAAUUCCACAGAUUACUUCUUACAGUAAUUAUAGUAGUUUUGUUUAUAUAGUAUUUUGUAAGGUCGUAUUAUAAAUUUAAACGGGCCUUUUCACAGAUUUUGGCGUAUUUUGAUGUUUGUCAUUAAAUGCUUUAUAUUGAUAAAUGUAAACAUUGGAUCUUAAAAGCUCCAAUAAAUAAUCAAGAAUAAAAUUAAAAAAGGAAAACAAAAGUAGCCGGUACCAGGGCUCGAACCAAUGACACCCGGAGUCCUGGAGUAAGUCUGAAGUAAAAACGCCUUAGCCCUCUCGGCUAUUCCGCCGGGUAUACACAGUUUAAGUAUUUUAUACCUUAUAUAAGCAAUCUUCUUAGUUUCGUAAAUUUAAACGACAACAACAGAACUCUCCAAACUAUUUAAUCGUUUCGCGUUGCAACGCUUUAUAAUUUUUAGGUUUUCAAAUCGUCAAAAGAUACAUAUAGAGGCUAUAUGGUACUAUGAUAAAAGUUCAGUAAUACUGUUUCCUCACAAAUAUCAUAGCUAAAACGAAAAUUUGCGAAUCUGAAACAACUUUUUUCAAUAUUGUCGAAUUACCAAACCGCGAAAAGAUACCUUUAAUAGUCUUAUACAAUGUGUUUUGUUAUUAAACGGAAAUGUUGCCAGUAUAUGACCGUUUUGACACCAAUUUUGUUUCUGUUAAGUUACAUAUUUUAAUGUUUACUUCUAUAUAAACUUUAAUUAUGCAUCUUUCAACCGUUUUAAGACUCGUCUUGUAUAUUAAAAUACGUACUUACUAUAUAUUUUAAAAAAGAAUAUGGCAUAUUGCGUAUUUCUGUUUACUUCCUUGUUUGUACGUAUCCAUAUUUUGGUGAAAUAUAGUAAUAAUACAUAUGAAGAUAUUUUGUAUCAUCGAACGCAUCAUACCUUUAAAUAAUACAUCGACAGAAAUUAUUAGUCAACAUACAAUGAUAAACAUUGUGUAUACAUCUUUAUUGUUCCAUAAAUGAAUUGCAUGAGACAUUUGAAGGUGUUGAUCACCAGUUUAUUGCGUUCACAUAUUCGAAUUACAGAUAUGUGGCAAUGAAAAAGGAAGUUUAAAAUAUACGUCAAAAUAUAAACAUCUUUACAACAUCAAUUCACAAAAAGUUUCAUACAACUUAUUAUGUAUACGCAUAGGUGAAUCAUGAGAUUCAGAGGCGACAAGCGAAAACUUCUGAAAAUAACUUGCAACCAUCAUAUGUUUUUGUUACUAAUAAAAUAAAGUAAAUGGUAUAUCCUA
Messenger RNA from Dreissena polymorpha, 1912 nucleotides. RefSeq lists its product as uncharacterized. NCBI's taxonomy places the organism in Eukaryota, Metazoa, Mollusca, Bivalvia, Myida, Dreissenidae. The record is from RefSeq and is a predicted model, not a curated record. The coding region runs from base 1 to 528 and encodes 175 amino acids. The transcript is spliced from 2 exons.